UUUAGUCUUGUCAAGAUGGCGGCUCUCUGCUAGGGGUCGUGCUUGUAUUUUGCUUUAUGAAACUCCGUUAAGACAGUGUACAUUUGUAGCUAUGUUCACAAACAUGUCUGUGAGGAGUUUGUUGCGGUUGUCUGGAUGUAUUUUUCGGGAAGCCAACGCGGUCUCUUCAGCUUUGUCUGCGGAGCCACUAACAUGUUCUACGGCUCUACUGUCAGGGCCAAACCUCAGAUGUGGGAGCUUUGCACUACAACCACAAGUGAGACAUUAUGCACGGGCUGCAAAGAAAAGCGUGGCUGCUUCCCCAAGGCAUCUGAGUGACCUUACACCGACAAUGUUAAAGCUGGACUAUGCAACUGUGCCACUCGCUCAAACGACUGAUGAUGUUGUCAAAAGGCUUAUCUCACUUGAGCUCGCAAGUCAUAAAGAAAAGUUAGAGCUAAAAAAAGAGCUGCUUAUUUCAAAGGUCCAGAGGGAUAAAAAUGACCGCAAUUCAGAGGAGGUCAGAGUGGCUAUGUUGACAGCAAGAAUCUGCAACUUUCAAGAUCAUUUGCAAAUACAUCCCAAGGACAAAGCUAACAAAAGGCGCAUGCUAAUGGCCAUAGACAAGAGGAAAAAGAUUUUAAAGAAGCUCAGGCUAAUUCGAUAUGACGCCUUUGAGAAAGUCUGCGAACAGUUGGGCAUCACCUACACCUUUCCACCAGAGUACUACAGACGUGUCACUCGGCGUUGGCUUGCCAAAAAGGCUUUCUGUUUAAAGGUCUUUAAAGAAGUGCAAAAGCAAAAAGCAGAAGAAAAAAACAAGAUGAAGCAAAACAAAGUCACUAAAGAUGCAAACAUUGCAAAAGCCCAGUGAUCAACAUUGAGAUUUUUGUGUAUUGUCUAAUAAUGGGAUUGAAAUAAAACUCUUGUCUGAU
Molecule: messenger RNA, 914 nt
Organism: Periophthalmus magnuspinnatus
Lineage: Eukaryota; Metazoa; Chordata; Actinopteri; Gobiiformes; Gobiidae
Gene: mrps15
Product: mitochondrial ribosomal protein S15
Exons: 8
Coding region: 92-853 (253 amino acids)
Biological process (GO): translation
Cellular component (GO): ribosome
Molecular function (GO): structural constituent of ribosome
Source: RefSeq, a predicted model, not a curated record